CAGUCUUUCGUUCGAGAUAUCGAAUUUUUGCCAUUACCCGGCCAGUGAUUGAGAGAGGGACCUGUGGUCGAACUGAAUCUACUUCCGCCAAAUCUAUCAGGAUACCGCAAGUUUAGGGUAAAACUAAGUUUUUACCACGUUGAGGGUCGCCUAGAUACCGACUGGGUUAAAGGAGAUUUCAGCCAGUCAGGUUGGUGUGUCGGGGGUUUAAAGUAUUUAGCGCCAUCUGGUGUUUAUCACUACGAGGGUUGUGACUUUUUACCUCAACAGAAAAUCAUCUUGAAUUUAAUGUUCUUCCCUCCCCACCCAAUCCCACCCCACCAACAGAUGUGUCCUCUGGGCAGUAUUCGGCAACUGUUCGUCACCAUGACAACGGCUUCGCUUCCUCUCCUCGUGUUACUGAAUGAAUUUGUUGAAGACAGACCCGUAAACGGCGGCACGGACAGAAACGUUGUGAGAUCAUAAAGCAACGUCUCGAAAUCAGCGGUGGAGUGGCGUUUUUGUUUAAUCGCACGUUGCAAAGACUUAACGAACAGAUUCUUUUUUUUGUUGUUGUUGUUGUUCUUCUUCUUGUUAUUUCAGCAUUUUUUUAUUGUUUUAGUUGUCGUUCGUAUAGACAGCAAUGAUAUGGAGAGUUAAUUUAUCGUACGAUAACUAGGGUGACAAGCUUCUGGGUGGUGUGUGUGUCAUGGCGGAAGUCGAAAACGGACCAUUAAAUGAAAAUAAAUCUGUAAAAUGCGAAUUGAAAUGUAAUGUGGACAACAUCAAAUCAGCAAUGGUUGUAAAGGAAGGAAGAUUUGGAGACGGACAGAGUAAGGACGUAAGGAACGCGUCCGGAAAGAAGGAAAACAAAGAAAAGGAAAGGAGUAGCCCCCGGAAGUCCAGAAGGUCUAAACAUUAUGUAAGACCCUCUUUACCUCCUGUUCCAGUAGGUUGUGAAGCUGAAGAAAUCGUGUGCAGUGCUUCCUUUCGACGAAGUGGUGUCGUGCGUGGGCGUUUAGUUAAGUCCUCUGGCGGCGAGCUUCUAAACUAUUUUUGUUAUUACAGUCGUACGGAUUAUAAACCCGGAGAUACUGUUUACAUAGAUAGCCAGCGGCCAGAUCAACCCUUUUAUGUAUGUAGUAUCCAGUCCUUCUUCAAGAGUAAGAAAGAUGUGUUAAUGGUCAGUGUCAGAUGGUACUACAGACACUGCGAGGUUCCAGACACUGUUUACCAACUUCUAGUACAAGACAGAAACAAUGAAAAUGUUUCUGGAAAAGACUUAGUCAUCCACGACCCUGUAGUCAAAACUAGAGAACUCUUUAUUUCUGACGCUACUGACUGUCAUCCAGUAUCAGUAUUAAGGGGACACUGUAAGAUUCAAUAUUACCCUGACAUAUUUUCUGCCAAAGAUUUUCUGCCAAAACAAGAUACAUUUUUCUACAUACUUGGUUACAACCCUGAGACUCGCAGGCUGGCUAGUACACAGGGGGAAAUUCGGGUUGGCCCGAGUCAUCAGGCGAGGCUGCCUGAGUGCCAGCCUCAUCUCACGCCCCGCGAAAUGCCCGAAAAGAGCGAAUCUCUAGAGGAGCUCUGCUGGUCUCCUGGUGUUCCUGAUUGUGAUCUGAUGAUGUAUCUUCGUGCUGCUAGAAGCAUGGCAGCCUUUGCAGGCAUGUGUGAUGGUGGAUCAACAGAGGAUGGUUGCUUAGCAGCAUCAAGAGAUGAUACUACCAUUAAUGCCAUGGACCUGCUUCAUGAAAGUAACUAUGAUACCGGCAAGGCUCUUCAGGCCCUGGUCAGGAAUCCAGUACCACGGGGGAUCAGCAAGAAGUGGUCUGAAGAAGAACAAAAACGAUUUGUGAAGGGUUUACGGCAGUUUGGGAAGAACUUCUUUAAAAUCAGAAAGGAAUUAUUGCAUCAGAAAGAAACUGCCGAUUUGGUAGAAUUUUACUAUUUAUGGAAAAAAACACCAGGUGCUGCCACCACACGACCCCACAGAAGACGACGUCAGAAUGUUCUUCGCCGCAUCAAGUCGUGCCCAAAGCCUAACAAGUCGACAUCGAACGAGUAUAAUCUGAGUUCGGCAAGUGAAGAAGAGGAAUCGGACGACUCUGACUCCAAAGAUUUAAGCGGUUAUAUCUGCCACCACUGCUGUACUAAAGCUUCCAAAGACUGGCACCAUGCUGGCAGAAACAAGGCUCUUCUAUGUACGGAAUGCCGUCUUUUCUUCAAAAAAUAUGGAGAGCUACCCCCACUGCAGAAAAAUGGAGAGCCUUCUCCAGUCAAACUCAAGUCUAUUAAACAAGAAGAGGAGGAGGUAGAACAGUCUCUAAACGGAUCACACGUCAUGCAGACUCGAAGAAGCAAAGAGAAUCAGAAGUCUAAGAAGAACAAACAUACAAAUGGAAAUGCAUCUACCCCAGAUAUUCAUGGAAAUUACAGUAGGGGAAUAUUUUUUCUGUUGUUAAUCAAGGAACUGGCAGAAGAAGACCUGUGUAAGAGUAGGAAAAGGUUAAGAGACAACAACAACACAACUCUCCAGGCUGAAACGGAGGAAGCCAGAACUCCCAAGAAGAAGAAAUCCACCAUAGAGAGGCCGUUUAGUCCCACUGAAUCGUUAAGUACAGAUAGCAGCAGUGUGUGCAAUGAAGAAAAUGGAAAUGAAGGAGAUAAUGAGGAAGGUGACGGUGAGCUAUUCAGUUCUCCUCCUUCUCCAGUCUAUAAUGUAAUUCAGCCGUUCUCUGAGAACAUGAAGAUAGAACAAGAAGAAAGUGCAACAGUUAAAGUAGAAGUUCAAGAAGAUGCCCAAAAGAUUUCUGAAAUAACUGAGAAUCAAAAUCAAGAUACCUCUUCAAUGUGGGAGGAACCAGAAAGAGUUAUGUUGUCUCCUAAGAUUAAAGUUGAACCACUUCCACUGGCCAGUGAAAGUGAAAAUACUCCUUUACAACAGCAAGUCUGUAACUCCUUUGUUGAUACUGUUGUGGCCUCUUAUCCACCUCCCAUUUUGUUGCCAUCAGCAUCUUUGUCACCACUGAUCAAAGUCAAAGAAGAAGUAAUUUCAGAUAGACCACAGCAGGUUUCACCAAUUCAAGAAAAUACCAAACAGUCUCCUUCUCCACUAAAAAUACCAAUCUUUCAUCCUGGUUUACCCAUAGAUUCACAUGUGCCCCUGAAAAGCCAGUUACCAAGAGUAAAUGAGGUUUUGGAUCAAUUAACACCUUCAAGUCGGGACACCUGUACUCGCACACCACCUCUAAAGCCUCAAGAGAUCAAAAAAGAGCCGCUUGAUCAUCAAGAAGUUCCUCCUGAGUCUUUGUUUUUAUAUAGUAAAUCACAAGUAUCAGAAGCUUCAGGGAUAACCUCUUUGACACUGGAACAUUCAUCUACUGUAGCUUUUGCUACAGAAUCUAAACCUCAUCAGCUGCUUUCAACCCCUAUACCUGUAGAUGGGUCAGUAGUAAAAUCCACAGUGAGCACAGGGCAGACUUCAUCACCAGCACUAUCACUGUCAAUGUCAGCUGUGAUCACAUCUACAGCUUCAACUGUUACUACAACUUUCACCUCUGCUACAGCAAUUGUAACAACCACAACAUCAGUCACCAAACCAAUUCCUUCUGGCAUGCAACCAUCAAAUUCAUCACCGUCUUCAUUGCAUCUUUGUCAAGAAGCUCUUGUGCCUCCCAGUUAUUCUUAUCGACCUUACUUCUCACCCCACUUGCAUCCUUCUGGAAUGCCCCUACCUCAUCUUCCCUACCCUCCAUUAUCCCCAAACCAUCAGCAGUCAUCACCAAAAGUGAGGGUUUCUCCAGCUUCAUCUCCUAUGUCUGGAAUUCCAAAUCAUAGGGGGUCAGAAAGAACUCCUUCCAAAGUACAAACACCUUCAUCUAGUAACUGUGUCUCAACAGGAAUUAGAUCCUCUCCUCCACCCAUAAUCACUACUUCAUUUCCUGGAAAGCCAUCAUUGUCUGCUUCUCAUACACCUCUAGCACCAACAGUCUCCUCCACUUCUGUUUCAGCAUCCAGUACAUCCUCCACAAAAAGUAAUUCGAUAGAAUCCUCUCCUCCUAAAGAAGCCAAAAACAAAAACGUGUUGCCAGAAGUCCUUAAAAGCGAACCAUUGGGACGUUUCCCAUUGCAUGAGUCAAGUUCUGGAAACAAAGGACAAGAUGCUGAAUGCCACCGCAGUGAGUCAGCAAUAUUUUUACGAAGGCACACACACGGAGUAGAGUUCAACUCUUGUGCACGUACAGACCUUGUUUUUAAACCUGUACCAGACUCAAAGCUAGCUAGGAAACGUGAAGAGUUAGCAAGAAAAGCUGCAGAAAAGGAGAAAGAGGAAAGCAGGGAUAAAGCAAAGUCUGCAGAAAAGAGUCAUUGUGGAGAAAAGUCAACUUUAAACUCUCACCGCGCAGAAGCUCACCAGCAAGCAAGUGUUGAAAGUACGAUUUCCCGAGGCUACUCGGAUAUGCCAGCUCUCCGUCAGCUCAGUGAAUAUGCUCACCCACAUGCUAUGUACUCCCCCGGUUAUGUUCGGACCACAGCAGCCGGCCAGUUCACUCCAAUCACUACCGCAUCAGUGCCUAUUGGAGUACCACAUCCAAGCAUGGACCCGUUAUUGCAGUACCAAAUAUCGGCAGGAAUGUAUGGUGCUUCUGCUCGUGAAAGGCUUGAAAUGGAGUUGGAAAGAGAAAAAAGAGAUCGUGACUUUCAAGAGAAAUUAAAAGCUGAAAUAGAAAUGAAGGCACGACUACAGCCAAAUGCUUUUGACCCUCAUUGGCUAGAAUUCCAGCGUCGUUACGGACCUGUGGUCUCUGGAGCUGGAAUGUCUGGAAUGAUUCCAAGUACUUCAAAUACUGGUCUUCAUGACUCUCCAUUCAAUGUCUAUGCUUCGUAUGAUCGAGAACGUCUCGAGCGACUGGGUAUCCCCACCACUAUGUCUGAAGGAGGACAUCCAAAUCUUGACCGUUUGACUGCAGAGCGACUUCACGGUGAACGUUUGGCUUUGGCCACAGAUCCUCUUGUCCGGCUUCAGAUGGCAGGGAUAACACCGGAUCUACAGAAUCAUGCCCAUACCCAUGCCCACACUCAUGCACAUGCUCACACGCAUUUGCAUCUCCACCCACAAGAUGCCAUUUCUGCAGCAGCCGCAGCAGCAGCCGCAAUCUUUGGAGGGCCACAUCAUAAUGAUCAAGCUCACCCAUCAUCUGGCCCACAUCCACUCUUGCCACCUUCAGUUUAUCCACCUCCACGUGCAGGGUUUGCACCCCCUAGAGGAGAAAUGUUGUAUCCAGGCCAAGGUUUGUUACGACCAGCUUACGAGGACCAGUUUGCUCAACAGUUAUCAGCGGCUCAUAUGGCACAGCAGGAACAUUUUCAUCGACAAAUGCUGAUGGAACGAGAGAUAUUGGCCCGCACCGGAGGAGCAAUGCCACCUCAACUUCUGGCACAGCAUGAAGAAUUCCUUCGCCACCAGCAACAACACGAACGUGAAAUGAAACUUCGCAAAUUGGAAGAAGCUGCUCGGGGAGGUCACUAAGCUGACAAACUUUCCAGUCUUGUUUCUAGUUUCCUUUUUUUAUUGUUGAAUAUGUUGUUAUUGCUCAGUGAAGACCUAUAAAUACAAUAGAAUAAUUUGUAGUAAUCUUCACAUUAACAGCCUAAUGGUUUUUUAAGGUGCUGAUUAACACUUUAUGAAGACUUGAAAGAACGAUUUGAUUAUGAUACUUGUCGAGACCGUACACGGCUUAUGGUAUAUCAUCUAAGGCUGAUUAUAAUACUUGUCGACUGUACACAGCUUAUGGUAUAUCAUCUAAGGCUGAUUAUGAUACUUGUCGAGACCGUACACAGCUUAUAGUAUAUCAUCUAAGGCUGAUUAUAAUACUUCUCGAGACCGUACACAGCUUAUGGUAUAUCAUCUAAGGCUGAUUAUAAUACUUGUCGACUGUACACAGCUUAUGGUAUAUCAUCUAAGGCUGAUUAUGAUACUUGUUCGAGACCGUACACAGCUUAUGGUAUAUCAUCUAAGGCUGAUUAUAAUACUUGUCGAGACCGUACAUGGCUUAUGGUAUAUCAUCUAAGGCUGAUUAUAAUACUUGUCGAGACCGUACCAUGGCUUAUGGUAUAUCAUCUAAGGCUGAUUAUAAUACUUGUCGAGACCAUGAUAUACACAGCUUAUGGUAUAUCAUCUAAGGCUGAUUAUGAUACUUGUCGAGACCGUACAUGGCUUAUGGUAUAUCAUCUAAGCACUCAUGAAAAUUGCUUUGUGCUAUAAGUUAUUAUUUUCUCUUUCUACAACACUAAUGAUGACAGAAUAGCAGUCUUGUGUUCCCGAUAGGUGUUUUAAAAUUAACAACUGUUUUUAUUCCUUUGUCAGAGUAAGAUUAAUUUUUUUUUUCUGUUUUCUCUCAGAAAAGAGAAGAAAAAACUUUUUUUUUGUUAAGUCUACAGCAAAAUGUGAUUUAUAUAUAUUUUUUCUUGUCCUCGACAACUUUAAAUACAAUAUAAUAACUGUAUGACAUAGAUUUUAUCAUUUUUGUAUUAAAUUAACUAUCGGGAUUUUACGUGUUUUCUGCAUCUGUUUAACGAGGCUUGUAACCUGAAUUGCGAUAAAUUUCUUUAAUAAUAAGAUUUGUAAUUGUUUCAUAGUUCGUGUUAAACUCUGGCAUUAGAAAUAUAAAAAGCUUAUACUGGUGCAUUUGAGAACUGAACGAAAAUUUAGGGUAAUAAAAAAAAUGCAAGCUUCUAAGAUGUCGUUAAAGCUUAUGAUCUUAAAUUGUCUUUUAUGAGAGAAAAUCAAAAACUUUAGCCCAUGGGCACCACAGAAAGUAAAUUGAAAAUAGUUCGCUGUAUAUAUAAAAACACUUCUGUUGUUGGAUAUGUAUGCUAUAACUUAUCAAACAGUAGAAAGAGUUGAUUAUUUAUGGUAUAGGAUUUGUUGAUAAGUCACAUAGGGGACACAUUUGACAUAAGUAUCUUGUAGACAAAAAUAGAAAUAAUAUUUGUCAUGUUAAAGUGGUGGAAAAUGUGUUUGUUAUUCAACCAAUCAGUAUGAGAAGCUGACUUAAGUAUGUAAUAAUAUUUAUUAACAGUUUUUAUGGCAAAUAUAGUCCUGUGACAUUAAAAUGGUUUGUCAACAUAUAUAUUUGGGAGGAAAAAAAAAUGCUCUCAGUUUUUUUGUGCCCAUGGAAUUACCCAAAUUAAAUAACUGUGUUUAAGUUACAGAACAAGGGACCUUUUAAUAUCAAUGGGUCUCUAACUUUAUUUUGUAUUCUACAUGGGAUGGUUCCACAUACAAGUAUCUAUUCUUGUGGUUGUUUUUGUAAUUAUCCCAUGCACUUCAUUCAGACUCAGUUUAUAGUAUUUGUAUUAAAUCGUCAUAGCCAAUCAAAGGCCAGCUAUUAAAGGAAAUUAUCCCCUUUUUUUGUUUUUAUAGCAUACUGAUGGGGUUUUACCUAGAACAAAUGUAACUGUAAAUAAGUACAAAGAGAAAUGAUGAUUAGGGUUUCACGAUACAGUUUUGGGAUUGAAGGAACACCUUCUUAAUGCCUGUAUUUCUCAUUGUACUAAGCAGUUAAUGGUUUUUAGAGAAACAAAUACCGAAACCUUGUCCCACCACUUACUAAGCCUAUUCAGUCCAUUCAUUAUCUUUUUAAACAAAAUAUGCUAAAAUAAAAGAGCCAUCUGUAGAAGUAUUUAUUUUAUUAAUGGUCAGUUAAAAUAAUUGCACGUUAGUGAUGAGAUAACCAGUGGACAAAGACCUUUUCAUAAAUGUUUUAGUUGUGGGAGAGAAGUAGUAGUAGUCUUAAGUAUAUUCUACAGAUAAAUAUAUCAUAAAACACAAAUAUUUCUUUAGCUAACAUUAUGUAUGUAUAAAUCAUUUAUUGCCUUUUUAUUUGAACUGAAGGGUGUAAUCUACUUUUCAAGAUUCCUUUUAUGUUUGAUUUCUUAUUCAAAUUGUAUAUUUUGUGGUCUAUAAUGUUUGUGACGAAAGACGCCAGUGUUAUCGAAUGGAAGCUAGGACUAACCAUAGUGUAGUAUCUCAUUUAAAUGUGAUAUUCACAGGUCUCUGCCUUUUAUCGUUUUCAUCGCUCCUUAAGAGAGACGAAAUCUUUCAAAGGAGCUGCUUUAUUUAUAGCUAGCACUUAAGCUACAAUUUAUCCUUACCUUAGUGUAAUGAGACAAGGGAUUGCUGGCGUUUAUCUGUAGGGGAAAAAAAGAAAUUAAUUAUUUUGAUGGAUUCCACUGUUUCAUUUGAUUGGAAACACUUCGCCCCAUUCAGCAUCUUCUACGUGCAGGUAGUGAUUUCAUUUAAAGUGCAAUUUUCAAUCAAGGUUUUGUUUUGAAAGCUAUUUCUUAUAUUUCUGUGUUAGAUAUUUAGAAGAUGCUCUAAGAUGAUUAUUUGUAUUGUUUGAAAGAGAGAGAAAAAAAGUAGUUUCGGCAUAACCCAUUGUUUUGAAUAUUCAUUGUACAUUGUGUAAAGUAGGUUUUAUCUGACUUUUUAAUGUUAUGGAAGUAUCGAGAAAAUGAUCUUCGUGUAUUUGUGAUCGUGACUAGCGAUUUUGUGGCUCCGUACUUCUCGAACUCGCAGGCACAAGUUUGUUGAUGUGACUGAAUAAAUUAAAAGUUUUUCAACACUCCCCCUCCAUUUUCCAGCACCUGAUGCUUAGCUACGUAGUGAUCACUUAUAUCGAAUGGACAUUUCCCAUCAUGCUCCAAAUGAAUAUUACUUUCCUAAGCCUUGCACCCGUUACUUUAGCCCGUGUGAAAUAUGUUCAAUAUAUUUAACAGUGAACGAAAGUAGCUUGAAAAAAUACGGUGUUUCUGUGGUGCUUGUGAAGGUUUUCUUUUUAAAUAACUUGUAUAAAAUGUUCACGUAAAGACUUUUUAUUGCUCUUUUUGUAGAUCAUUGCGUGAGUGGAUGUUCACUGAUUCAAUUUUUAGUUCAGAAAAGGUAGUUGGUAUUGUUAUUUAAUAUGCCUUUCUACAUAACUUGGCCUAAAUUAAAAUUGUAAGAUAAAUUAAUAAUCAAAAUGCUUAACAAAAAAAAACCUUUGUUAUUUUUAUUUUUUAACAAGUACUUGUCUCUCUUUCAGCUUUUUUGUCUAGACGUAUGAACUUAUAAAUAUGUAAUUUUUAAUUUUGGGUUUUAAUAUAGAAUCAACCAGGGCGAUAUUUUUUUUCUGAAAUCUUACGUCACCUUAGAAUUUUCAAUGAAAAUUUCUUGCCCUACCCACCUCUGGCUUGGACAUAAUAUAGGGCCCAAAAAAGUUUAUUAUUUUUCUCGU
Limulus polyphemus (Atlantic horseshoe crab) is the source of this 9263-nucleotide messenger RNA. RefSeq names its product arginine-glutamic acid dipeptide repeats protein-like. The transcript is spliced from 22 exons. Gene Ontology annotation, molecular function: zinc ion binding; sequence-specific DNA binding; transcription corepressor activity. Gene Ontology annotation, biological process: regulation of DNA-templated transcription. Gene Ontology annotation, cellular component: nucleus. Bases 689 to 5515 code for a protein of 1608 amino acids. The record is from RefSeq and is a predicted model, not a curated record. NCBI's taxonomy places the organism in Eukaryota, Metazoa, Arthropoda, Merostomata, Xiphosura, Limulidae.